UUUCCGCACGGGAAAAAAAACCAAUGGCUGCUUUUUAAAGAGACUUCUUUGGGAUGGCCGGCGGUGGGGGCGAUCCGAGUGAAUAAGGAGGGGAAAAAAGAUAAUACCACGUCGCAAUUGCGCAAAGCCGACAUUACCCUCCCCGGACGGCUCGUUUUCAUCACAAUCUGCGGCGUUAAGUCAACCCGGAAGCUGAGAAGGGCGUAGAGAUCCGUCCUUCCCGCCGAGCCUUUGUUUUCGAUCUGGAAGCGUCUGAAGGAUCCGAGGUCACGUCUCGUUUCCUGCCUGAGGGUCGGCAGUCUGCGAUUUCCUCUAUUCCCUAUGGCCGGUGCCCGGGCGCUGGGCGAAAGUGGUGGGGGCGGUGUAGCCGCCAUGGACUAUUCAGUACAUGAGGCUUGGAACGAAGCCACCAACAUUUACUUAUUGGCGGUGCUGGCCAGCUUGGCCCUGUUGGUGUACGCCCGCAGAAAUAAGAGGAAGAUUAUGAGGAUUUUUACAUUACCUCCAACUGUAGAAAUACCACCUGAACCAAAUUUUUAUGACAGCAUGAAAAAAGUCCGUCUUCGCCAGCAAUUAGAGAUGUAUUCUAUUGCAAGGAAAUAUGAUCACCAGCAACAACCACAGAAACAGACUGAUAGUGUACAGCUUUUGGUGGAAUGAAGUUUUGAAUUUCUGAAGUGCUGAGGAUGUCAGAGCGUUGAUGAUAAUUAUUUGCAGUGCAACUUUAAUGGUAUUUAAUAUUUUUAAAAUGUGCACUAAUUGCAUAAUGUAUGAUUUGACUAUAGGCUCUGAAUUUAUGUAUUACUGUAAAAAGAUUCUCUAACAUCUGAAAAAUAUAUACAUACAUACAUACAUACAUACAUACAUACAUAUAUACAUACAUAUAUACACACACACACACAUACAUACACACGCACAUGCAUACAUACACUGCUAUUAUUUCUUAAUUCAUUUCCAGUAAAAAUAUGAGCUCAUAAGAGCACUGCAGUUGCUUCAAAUCUUCAUUUGAGGGACAGAGGCACAUACUAUUUGAUGUGCCAUAAUGCUGCAAGUAAUUCAGCUACUUCUUAAAUGAACAGUUUCCCACAGUGGGACUUUUAAUAAACUGCAUUCAAUGUGACAGAUAUAUAGAAUUGUAAUGCGUAACUGAAUAUACAUAAAAUAUGAAAAGUUUAGGAAAAGUAUUUCUGUUUGCAGCAAUUAGAACAGAAAUUAGAGCAAGGAACAAACAGUCCAUUCUGUGAAUAUGAUAAAACAAGAAUAUUUUUGCAUUUGUCGUUUUAAUUUUUUUUUUAAAUUCUAUUGAAUUCUGAAAUUAUUUCUUUA
Messenger RNA from Thamnophis sirtalis, 1326 nucleotides. It is a transcript of the gene SMIM19, whose product is annotated as small integral membrane protein 19. The record is from RefSeq and is a predicted model, not a curated record. Lineage: Eukaryota; Metazoa; Chordata; Lepidosauria; Squamata; Natricidae.